CUCUCUCUCUCUCUCUCACACACACACACCCACACACACACACACCUUAUCUUAAGCAACAGCCAAAGCCACCUUAUACUCCUGGUAUAAAGCUGAGUUUUCUUAUCUACACACAACAUUUUAAUGGCUUCCACUGCACAAUUUCUCCAUCAUCCUAUAAACCUCAUCAUACCUCGCCCAAAUCAAAUACCUCAUAAUAAUCAAUCAUUACACGUUAUUACUAAUCACCGCAUUUUACGCCUAAGCCACUUGACACUCAAAUGCACCUCCAGUGCCACUAAACCCGAACCCGAGUUUCCAAAUCCAGGCCCGAAGAUCACAGCCAUCCCGGAAAACUUCCCCAUCGAAAGACGGAGAAAAUCCGAGAUAAUCCGCGACAGAAAAUCAAGAACGGGCCUCGUAAAGCCCGAACCGCCAAAUUUAGAGAUAGGGUGGAAGAGAACAAAGCCUAUUCCAUUGGAGCAGCCGAAAGGGUACGUGAUUAUGGAUUUCUUGGAGAAGCUGGUGGAGCUGAUGGAGAGGGAGUUUGGCUCAGCUGAGCUGCUGGCUAAAGCCGGAGAAAUAGUGGCUGAGAGAGCCAGAGAGGAAGCUGAAGUGCUGAGAGAUGAAGGGAAAGUUGACGACAGAAUGGUGACGGAAUUGUCGAGAGUUUUGAAGCUGAUGGAAAUGGAUUUGGCUAUGGUUAAAGCUGCUGUUAAAGACGAGACUUUGAGUGAGAGGCUGAAACAGGCUAAGGUCAGAUGCAGACAGGCAAUUCUUGUUGCUAGUUCGUUUUAAACGGAGUGUUGGAAAUCGGAACUUUCAAAAUUCGAAAUGAAAAAUAUUGUUCCAAAAUCCAAAAAAAGAAAUUGGAUCGAAAUUUGCGAAUUCGGAAAAUUUUGUUGCGAUUUUCACUCCUGCCAUCAUACUCAUUAUCGAAUUGAAGACGAAAGGGAGAAUUCUUGAAAUAAAUAAUUUCCAUUAAAGAUGAAUAAAUAUCCAGGUUACAUGUUUAAAAUACACCAAGAUAUUUGUUUU
Molecule: messenger RNA, 1017 nt
Organism: Erythranthe guttata (spotted monkey flower)
Lineage: Eukaryota; Viridiplantae; Streptophyta; Magnoliopsida; Lamiales; Phrymaceae
Gene: CRR41
Product: potassium/sodium hyperpolarization-activated cyclic nucleotide-gated channel protein
Source: RefSeq, a predicted model, not a curated record